Messenger RNA from Laccaria bicolor S238N-H82, 1362 nucleotides. RefSeq lists its product as uncharacterized. The transcript has 12 exons. The coding region runs from base 1 to 1362 and encodes 453 amino acids. NCBI's taxonomy places the organism in Eukaryota, Fungi, Basidiomycota, Agaricomycetes, Agaricales, Hydnangiaceae. The record is from RefSeq and is a predicted model, not a curated record. Gene Ontology annotation, molecular function: oxidoreductase activity, acting on the CH-CH group of donors; flavin adenine dinucleotide binding.
AUGGCCCCCCAUCCUGUCAUUGAGUACACCUCUGAAUCAUCAUGGGCAAUGAUUGAGGACAAGUUUUCCCCCUAUGCCAAGGAGACGCUAGCAAAGCUCAUUAAGUUCAUGGAGGACGAAGUUUUCCCUGCAGUCCGAGUUGCUCAUGCUCAGAUACCGACCGACCCAGAGAGGCGUUGGAAGACUAUCGUCCCCAUCAUUGCUGAACUGAAGGAGAAAGCUAAAAAGCUGGGACUUUGGAAUCUUUUCCUUAGCAAGGCCCACUAUCCCGAGCAUGGCGUACCCCUCACUAACCUCGAGUAUGCCGUCAUGGCUGAAAUCCUGGGUCGAGCUGGACAUAUGGGUCCCGAGGCCGUAAACUGCGCUGCACCGGAUACUGGCAAUAUGGAGGUCUUGGCUCGUUAUGGCUCUCCUGAACAACAAAAGAAGUGGCUCGUCCCUCUUUUGAACGGUGACAUUCGUUCAGCGUUUGCGAUGACGGAGAAGGGCGUCGCGUCAUCGGAUGCAACGAACAUCCGCACUUCAUUAAGAAGAGAGGGUGAUGAAAUUGUCAUCAAUGGCCAUAAGUGGUGGAUCAGUGGUGCCGGAGAUCCACGCACAAAACUCCAUCUUGUGAUGGGGAAGAGCGACCCAACCAACAAGAACCACUAUAACCAACAGAGUGUUGUGAUUGUCCCAGCUGACGCACCUGGUGUAACAGUUGUCCGUCCCAUGCACGUCUUCGGCUAUGAUGACGCUCCUGAAGGGCACUGCGAAGUCAUCUACGAGAAUGUCCGAGUGCCUUUGGGCAACUUGGUUUUGGGUUGGGGUAGGGGCUUUGAAAUCAUCCAAGGCCGCCUCGGACCUGGCCGCAUCCAUCACUGCAUGCGCUCUAUCGGCGCGGCUCAGGCAUCUCUAGAUCUCAUGCUCGAGCGAGUGACUGACCCCGGUCGCAAAACCUUUGGAAAGUACCUUUAUGAGCAUGGGACGGUGAUUGCUGACAUUGCCAAAUCUCGGGCUGAAAUCGAGAGCGCAAGGCUCCUCGUUUUGAGUGCCGCCUUGCAGAUCGACAAGUACAAGGCCAAGGGAGCUCUGAAAGAAAUCGGCAUUGCGAAAUUUGUAGUGCCUGAAAUGGCGUUGACCGUCAUUGACCGGGCAAUCCAAGCCUUUGGUGCUGAGGGUGUUUCUCAAGACCAAGAACUUGCUGGACGGUGGGCAGGCCUCCGUACUCUUCGCAUUGCCGAUGGUCCCGACGCGGUUCAUAUUCAGCAAGUGGGACAACGGGAACUCAGGCGGGCACCUGGGCUUGUGAAAAAGGCUGCCGAGAGAAAGAGGAAGGAAGGAGUACUGAUGGAGAAAGCUGGAAUUAAAGGACACCUAUAA